GAGGAAUAAAUCCACUCUGAUUUGUGAUGCUCGGCGGUUCCGGUAGGGGGAGACAGCUGCACCAACUCUUAGCCAGACUGCGAGACAUGUGGCUGAGACUUUCUGAAAGCUACGCUUCGUUUUUUAGCCCAUAACAGUUAGCGGAUAGUGCGAUUUGUCAGCAUUUUAUAGCAGCAGUUUGGACACUAAAACCAGUUUACUAGGUGCAAACCAGCUGCAGCAGCACUUAAAGUGGUGAUCAGGACAGCCCAGGGGUGACAUGACUGGAGCUGGAAGUGGCGGCCAGGGCCCGCCUGAUGGGAUGGAUGCUGAGGAGGCGGAGAGAUGUCCUAUCUGCCUGGGCGUCCUGGCUGGAGGCGAACUCGCCAUGCCCGACAGCUGCUGCCACGUCUUCUGCCUCAGAUGUCUCCUCACAUGGGCAGAGUUGCAGAUGGCCCCCUCCUGCCCGGUGGACAGAAGACCUUUCACUAAUGUUUACAGAUGGGACGGGAAUCUCAGCCGUGUGCAGGUUCCUGUGAGGAAACGAGCGACUCAACCUGAUGCCGAGAGUUGCUGCUGUAGAACCCCCGAACAAAAAGUCUGUCUAAAAAGUAAUCCUGCAAGAAGACUGAGGCGGCAAAAGGUGGAGAGGAUGGCAGACGCAAAAACAAAAGGACUUGUGAGGAAAUGUAACGAUGACGACCCCUCCUCACUGAGUCGAAAAAAGGUGAGAGGAACGGAGUGCUGUACAUGGUCACCGUCUCCCUGUGUCUCAUUAACGACUUCGUCGACUCAGGACAUUGCAGAGCCUGUGUGGGUGGCAGAGGACAUGCAAUAUGACACCGGGUUCAAACUGUGCAAACCCCAGGCGCAAGACUGUCCGUGGCUUUCUCCCGCUGCUCCCAUCCCUGCUACCGGCACCUCAAGGCAGAAUUUCCAUCCUACUAGUUGGAACCACAGUCCAUCUCCCUUUACUUCCACGUCACUGUUUGGCUCCGGUCAUUUCGUGUUUCAGGGCGUUGUCUGCGCCAUCACGUGUCCCAAAGGUGGAGAGAAGAGAGGCGGUCGAGCUUCCACCUCCAAAGCUCCCACCAAAGAGGCCAAGUCUCUACCGUCCAGGCGAUCUGGACGCAACAGUAAAAGCCAGGAAGAGGCUCCCGCUUCCGACCCGUCGUCCCCGCCGCAAUCCAGCUCAUCGGACGGUGACUCGUCCACCGGCCGGUCCGCCAAGCCGGGCAGGGCUUCCCAGGCGCCGACCAAGAGGAAGGGCAAACAGGUAACAAACCGAAAGGCCAGCGGAAAACGGAAACCCACAACAAGGAAAAAAAAAUCCCCCCAAGUUGUAAACAGCCCGGCAGCAAGCGAGGAGGAAGAGGAAGAAGAGGAGGAAGAGGGUGAUGGAUGUGAAAACAUGGCGACGAAGGUGGAGGAAGAGGACAAAUCUGAUCAGGAUCAAGAUUUGAAACCCUUAGAGCAGCAGCCGUCUGAUGCUGAAGGGAGCCUCAAUGAAGACCAGGACGGGUUCAACUCUGCUGACGAGCGAGGAGGCGCCGAACCCUCGAGUAACAACGUGGGACAGGACAGUGACGAGACUCAGGAACAACUCGACCAACGUCAACAGAAACCAGGUAAAGGGGACAAUGACACGUCUUGUCCCUCGGACUCUGCUCCUUACAGUCCCGGCUCAUGCUCUGAGGGAGACCAGAGCAAAAGGAAGGAGGCAGACCCGGCAAGCCCCGUCUCCUCCAGAGGAAAGGACUCGGAGGACAGGGCUUCACCGUCGCCCUCAGACUCUGAGAACGCUCUGCAGGACCAUGCGGUGUCUCCACAACGUGACGAGCAGCCCGAGCAGGAUGACGACAUGGAGCUUUGUGCAGAGUCCGAAGAAGCCAAUAAUGAAACAUCUCCAAAGGAAGCGAUGGCUGAAUCGUGUGAGAAUUCCCCACAACCAGCUUCCCCAUCUGCCGGAGAGUCGGAGGACGACUUGGCUGUCCCAGACCCAAAAGCCUCCGAGGACGCUGAUGUAAAACCUGCUGGAUCAGAAGAGCCACCCAUAGUGGACAGCUCUGGGAAAGGAACAAAGGAGGACAGUCCAUCCAAGGAUGACACCAAAGUUGUCCCCAUGGACUGCAGUUCACCCACGAGCGAGCACGGCAGCAGUCCCAUUUUGGAACUCCCGAAAGAGAAUGCUGCCCCCGCCGCUGCGGAACCUCCUGCGUCUGCAGGUCAAGUCACCAAAGAUGAAAGCUACAAGGAGCAAUCGGAGAGAGAAAGGAGCCAAGAGAGGAAGAAUGGCAGGCAGCGGCGCUCUCGCUUCCACUCCCCAACCUCCAAGUGGUCACCCAAGAGGGAGUCCAAGCGAGAACCAUCCAGGCGCUCACGGUCCAGAGAACCAUCCAGGCGGUCACGCUCUCGGUCUAGAGAACCUUCCAAGCGCUCACGCUCUCGGUCCAGAGAAGCAUCCAGGCGCUCACGGUCCAGAGAACGUGACGGCAGCCCGCCCUCGAGCCGUUCGUCCCGUGCCCGCAGCCGAGAAAGAGAUAGGGAUCGGGAUGGGGAGAGAGACCAUUCUAAGAGGGAACGUAGUCGUGAGAGGAGGAGAAGGCGAUCCAAGAGUCGCUCAAAGUCCAGGUCACGGUCUAGAUCACGAUCCAGAACAAGAUCCUACAGACGAGGGCCCAGCCCCGAUCGGCCAACUUCCAGAGAGCAGUCUCCCCAGCGGAAGGAGCGACGGGGCGGCUGGCGGUCUGGGCAGGUCAGUGGGUCUGGGGGCGAGGGACAAAGGCAUCACGGAGGCGCUGGGCGCUUUGAAAAUGGUGGGCCUACAGAAAGUUCCCCUGAACGCCAAUCCUGGUCAGAAAAUCCCGACUGGGUUACCGAAAAGACUCGCGAGGUUGGCGCCGGCUCCCGCUGGGAAGACCGCAACAAUGGCGGGAACAGAGGAGAGUCACGGGGCCGUGGGGGCCGCGGAGGGUUUGAACGCGGUCGGGGCGCAGGGCGGGGCAGCGGCGGCAACCGUAGCUUUUUCAACCAGCAGGAGGAAACAGGCGAUAGCCGCUGGCAGCCCCGAAACACCUUCCCAGGUACAGGCAACGUUUCAGGGAGUGACGCCUACAGCCGCUUCAACGAGAACCGGGGCGGUGGCCGGCGGAAAGAGUCUGAUCCAGGAGACUACGACCGGUCAGGCUGGUCAUCGGCAUCCAGCUGGGCUGUCAGGAGGACACUUCCCGCGGACGUUCAGGAUUAUUACUCCAAGCGGGAGAGAGGAGGACCAGGAGGCUGGAGCCGUCAAGAGGAGGAGCAGCCUGGGGCGGUAGCAGCAGCAUCAGAUCCCCCUAAAAGCGAGCCCCCUCCCCAGGCGGUCCCAGGCAACGCGCCGGUGCCUGUGAUGAACGUGAUUCCUGCUCAGCUGAAUGUUCUUCACCAUCACUACCCCAUACAGGGCCCGCGGGGAGCCCUGCCGGUCAGCCUGCAGCCUGCAGCGCCGUAUGGCAUGCCCCCUCAGGUCCCCGUGCACCUCCACCCUGCCGUACCACUGCUUCAGGUCCCAGCUGUUGGUGCUCAGGGCCUCCCGCCCCCUCCCCCACCACCUCCACCCAUGCAUCAAGGAAGCCUGACAGCAGCAGCUCAGCCUGAUGGCUACACCACACAGAUGGCAAGUACAAUGAUGGGUUAUGGGAAACCCGGCCUUCUUCCCACCCCGAACAAAGCUGGCGUUGCCGUGGCGACCCAUGGCCAGUCUGCGCCAAGCCAAGCGCUACCAUCCUCUACAACUCAGCCCGGCCAGCAUUACAAGGCUCAAGCUGACAGCUCCAAAAAAGAAAAGAAACAACAGAUCCAAGAGAAAGCUGUAAACGAAGUGAAGAAUGCCAUCAAACCCUAUUACCAAAAGAAGGAAAUCACAAAGGACGAGUACAAGGAGAUUGUCCGCAAAGCGGUAGAAAAGGUGUGUCACAGCAAGAGUGGCGAGGUGAACUCCAGUAAGGUGGCCAACCUGGUGAAGGCCUACGUGGACAAAUACAAGCACGCCCGCAAGAAGUGAACCCCCGUCCUGCUGCUGGCGCGGCAGCGCCCUCACAGACCCAUUCAGCAGCUUAAGUGCAAUUUCCUCUGGCUGGAAUUUGGCCUCCAAACUGAAAGACAACGGAGAGCCAACUUAUUAUUAUUAUUUUUUUUUUUAUAUCUCUACCUUUUAUUGAAUGAAGAUUUUUUUCUAUAGAAUUUCAUAUUUUGUCAGAAAAAAAGAAUUGCCCAAUCAGAAAUUGUAAUGCAAGAGCCCUUUAUUUUGCAUAGAUCGUGUGACUUGGGAACUACUGUAAGGAGUGCCGGGGG
Molecule: messenger RNA, 4311 nt
Organism: Etheostoma spectabile (orangethroat darter)
Lineage: Eukaryota; Metazoa; Chordata; Actinopteri; Perciformes; Percidae
Gene: scaf11
Product: SR-related CTD-associated factor 11
Exons: 15
Coding region: 260-4021 (1253 amino acids)
Biological process (GO): spliceosomal complex assembly
Molecular function (GO): RNA binding
Source: RefSeq, a predicted model, not a curated record